This is a messenger RNA of Geosmithia morbida, 1761 nucleotides long. RefSeq names its product Major Facilitator Superfamily. The record is from RefSeq and is a predicted model, not a curated record. The transcript is spliced from 3 exons. NCBI's taxonomy places the organism in Eukaryota, Fungi, Ascomycota, Sordariomycetes, Hypocreales, Bionectriaceae. The coding region runs from base 1 to 1761 and encodes 586 amino acids. Gene Ontology annotation, biological process: transmembrane transport. Gene Ontology annotation, molecular function: transmembrane transporter activity.
AUGUUUAAGUGCAAGCUUCGACAGGAUCAGGUGGAGAACGCCGCACCGCCUGGCGACGAACAGCUUGAAGAGAAGGACUCGUCAGAGAAUGGAAACAAUGGUGCUGACCUCAACAAGUUGGGAACCCACGACAAGAACGAGAUCACCGAGGACGACUGCUAUGACGAGCUGGGCUUCGGCUUCUCGUGGUGGAAGAAAUGGUACAUCCUGACCGUCAUCUUCUGGGUGCAGGUGUCGAUGAACUUCAACACGUCGCUCUACUCCAACGCCAUCCCUGGCAUUGCCGAGGAGUUCAGCGUCAGCGAGCAGGCCGCCCGCUGCGGAGCUAUGAUCUUCCUCGUCUUCUACGCCUUUGGCUGCGAGCUCUGGGCCCCCUGGUCCGAGGAGUUUGGCCGCAAGCCCAUCCUGCAGGCCUCCAUGUUCCUCGUCAACGUCUUCCAGAUCCCCGUUGCUCUGGCUCCCAACUUUGGAGUCGUCCUCGCCUUCCGUGCCCUGGGAGGUCUGUCCACCGCCGGUGGCUCCGUCACCCUCGGCAUGAUUGCCGACAUGUGGGAGUCCGAUGACCAGCAGUACGCCGUCGCCUAUGUCGUCUUCUCGUCCGUCGGCGGUUCCGUCCUCGGUCCCAUCGUCGGUGGUUUCACCGAGUCGUACCUCGACUGGAGGUGGUCCAUCUGGGUCCAGCUCAUCCUCGGCGGUGCUGUCCAGCUCAUUCACCUCCUGACUGUCCCCGAGACGCGUACCACCAUCAUGAUGAAUAGGAUCGCCAAGAAGCGCCGCCAGGAAGGCAAGGGCAACUUCUGGGGUCCCGAUGAGCUAGUCCCCUUCAGGGAGCGCUUCUCCUUCAAGGAGGUCAUCGUAACUUGGAUCCGCCCCUUCAAGAUGUUCCUCACCGAGCCUAUUGUCCUCGUCCUUUCUCUGCUGUCUGGAUUCUCCGACGCCCUCAUAUUCAUGUUCAUCCAGUCCUUUGCCCUGGUGUACAAACAGUGGGGCUUCACCACCGUCCAAGUCGGUCUCUCCUUCCUGUCCAUCGGCAUUGGCUACGUCAUCGCCUGGAUCAUCUUCAUCCCCGCCAUCCAACGUAACAUCAAGGAGAGGGAGCAGAGGCCGGAAGACGAGCGUGCCCAGUACGAGUCGCGCCUGUGGUUUCUGCUCUACACGGCUCCCUGCCUGCCCAUCGGUCUCAUCGGCUUCGCCUGGACCAUUCAGGGCCCCCCCAUCCACUGGAUCGGGUCCAUGAUCUUUGCUGCCAUUGUCGGUAUUGCCAACUACGCGAUAUACAUGGCCACCGUCGACUACAUGAUCUGCGCCUACGGUCCUUACUCGGCUUCGGCCACCGGCGGUAACGGAUGGGCCCGAGACUUCCUCGCCGGUGUCCUGACCGUCCCUGCCAUCCCCUUUUUCCAGAACAUUGGCGCCUCGAGUGGCAAGAACCUCGAAUACGCCUGCACCAUCCUCUUCUGCAUCUCAGCCGUUCUCGUCGCUGCCAUCUACGUCAUCUACUGGAAGGGCCCCGAGCUUCGCAAGAGAUCUCCCUUUGCCCAGCAUCUUGCCGAUGCCCAGGCCAACACUGCUGAUGGACAGGCCCGCCGUGUUAGCUCUCUGGCUGAGGCUAGGCGCGCAAGCACCCCCGGCAGUUACAGCAACCAGCAGCGAUUCUUUGGUGAGAGUCGUCGUGCCACCCCUCGCGCCACCCCUCGCCACACCCCCGCUGCGAGCCGAAGAGCCAGCUACGCCAACAAGGAUCAUUCCGCCGCCGUAUAA